AUGGUUUCUACUCGUCGCAAGAAGGCUGCGGUUUCUACUGAGUUCAUUGAUGACUCCGAUGAGUCAGAUGGAAACCAGACUUACCAAGAGGAGGGUUCGUCUGAUGAGGAAGACGAGGACAAUGACAAUGAUGAAGAGGAAGAAGAGGCUGUCAUGAGUGAGCCGGAGAUUGUGGAGGUACCCUCCACCCCACGUAAACGUGGAAGACCCCCCAAGAUUCCUGCUACACCUACCCCAUCAAAAGGGAAAAAGAGAACAAUCAAUGAGGUCGCUGGUUCUGAUUCAGAAGCCUCUUUCAUUGCAAGCCCCAUACAUGACAGUCCAAAGAAACCUAGGGUAGCCCCUUCUACAACUAAGAAUCCUCCUGCCACUCCGUCCAAAAAGACUCCAGCUAAGGCCAAGGUGGCUAAUAAGACGAAGACUCCCACCAAGGCCAAGACAACUCCGGCUGUGAGUAACAAGGCGACCUCACCUAGCAAGGUGGCUUCCACUAAGAAGAGUAAAGUCGCUGCUUCUAACAAUGAUAAUGAACAGGAAUCUGUGGUCAGUGACGAUGACCCAAGCGAAUCCGGUCAUGAUUCUCCAACACCAACUGGAAAAAAAAAUAAAGCUCAUCAAGUGAUCUUCGACACUUCUGUGUUGAAGACAAAAGCCAGCAUUGAGAAAUCGAAGAAAAAGAAAACUGCUCAAGAUGUCUUUGACAAGGAUGAGGUCAUGUCCGAUGGUGACAAGACAGAUGACGGCGAAAAAGAGAUUGUUUAUUUAGAAGACAUUGAUCGUGAUCCUUCGCCCAGUUAUCCGAAGUUGUCUAAAUGUGGAGUUGCCGCCUCUGAUCUUAUCGACCCUCUUCUUAAGGAGACGUAUAAGAAGUUAACCAAGCUGCCUGGGCAAGUUAUCAAUAAGUAUAAUGUGUCCUCAUACAUCUUACUUGAACCUUAUAAAUCUAGCGGCUUGAAGUUUAUAUCAUGGAAGGACUCUAACAACGACCAAGAAGAUGACAAUGGAAAUGGGAUGAUACUUUUCUCUAGCAUUGGAGACGUUCACCCCAAUAUCAAUCUGAAGUACAUUAAAGGAUUAGUCGUGUUCGAGAAGGACUACACGUCCAAUAUCGUCAACCUUUCUCGCAUUGAUCCAUCACUUCUGGUCUCUAAGAAGACAUCCGGUCAAACAAAGGGUGGGCCUCUCGUGUUCAUACGGGAUCGCAAGACACCUGCCUUGUGUGUUACGCUUGGAAUCAUCGUUGAUGACCAGACCGAAUCACCUCGUCAACGCGGUGACAAGGAGGUCAAAUUCAUCACCGCAAAGCUUCUUGCUUAUGAGUAUGAGCGUAUGGUCGCGGUGUUGUGCAUGACCUUUAAGAGGGGGUCUGUGAGAGUUCAGCUGGCAGAUAGCACCCUGACCUUUGCGACACGUUCAGCUGAGCCAAAAUCAGGCUCUUCUCCAGUCAAAGGAUUUACGACGGUUCGGAGCAAAGCCACUAUGUCGAAUGAUACCCCAAAUCGGAAAUUUCGAUAUUCAUCGUCUCUGGGCCCUCAUGACUUAGUCCCCAUUCUAGAUGCUCGAACCAAGCAUAUCAAGAUGCCAUCUGGCCUUGGAUCCAUUGAAAAAGAUCUUCCCCCAUUCGGUCGUCAAGUCCCCACUGGUUCCAUAGCCCUCAUUGGAUAUACUGUUGGUUCCUAUAACUCCAAGGCAAAUCCCAACGAUGUAUCUUUGUCAAUGAAUGUGCUUUGGGUUGCAGUGCUUGCUGCUAGUGAAAACACUUUGCAAGUCUAUCAUUAUCUUCAUUCUUAUUUGUGCUCAACAUUGCAUUUCAGGUAG
Messenger RNA from Laccaria bicolor S238N-H82, 1818 nucleotides. RefSeq lists its product as uncharacterized. The transcript is spliced from 14 exons. Lineage: Eukaryota; Fungi; Basidiomycota; Agaricomycetes; Agaricales; Hydnangiaceae. The record is from RefSeq and is a predicted model, not a curated record. Bases 1 to 1818 code for a protein of 605 amino acids.